UAAGCGGCUGAGUAUGAUCACCGGCUGUAAACGGUUCAGCCAACAUGGCGUCCUCGGGGAAGAAAGCGGCGCACGACAUAGAAACUCGGAAGCGUACCGACGAUGUGCUUUUGUCGGAGGGCAUCGACUUCGGCUCCCUGCUGCUGUCUCAGGCCGUGCUGGACGGACUGUCCGCCGCAGGCUUCCGGAAGCCCUCCCCGAUCCAGCUCAAGGCCAUCCCGCUGGGCCGCUGCGGGCUCGAUUUGAUUGUACAGGCCAAGUCUGGCACGGGAAAGACGUGCGUGUUCUGCACUAUCGCCCUGGACUCUCUGGUCCUGGAGAAUCCUGCAACUCAGGCUCUUGUGUUGGCGCCUACACGUGAGAUAGCGGUGCAGAUCCACUCAGUAUUGAUGGCCAUAGGCUGUGCCAUGGAGGGCCUGGAGUGCCAUGUUUUUAUCGGGGGCAGGCCUGUGAGUCAGGACAAACCCCAUCUGAAGAAGUGCCAUGUGGCUGUGGGCUCACCUGGUCGUAUCAAGCAGCUUAUCGAGCUGGGCAUGUUGUCCACUGCCAGCAUCAGACUGUUUGUUCUGGAUGAGGCAGACAAGCUGCUGGAGGAGGGCAGCUUCCAGGAACAGAUAAACUGGAUCUUCUCCUCUCUGCCUGUGAACAAACAGAUGCUUGCGCUCUCUGCCACCUACCCAGAAUCCCUCGCGCAGCACCUUACCCGCUACAUGAGAGAGCCCACCUUUGUUAGACUCAAUCCCAGUGACAUGGGCCUCAAAGGUCUGAAGCAGUAUUACAAGCUGGUGCAGUCACAUCCGUUACCUCACAAGGUUUUCGAGGAGAAGGUGCAGCACUUACUAGAGCUGUUCAGUAAAAUCCCAUUCAACCAGGCCCUAGUGUUUUCCAACCUACACACAAGGGCGCAGCACCUGGCCGACAUCCUCUCCUCCAAAGGCUUACCUGCUGUUUGUAUCUCAGGUGGUCUGAGUCAGGACCAGAGACUGGAGGCGAUGUCAAAACUGAAGCAGUACCAAUGCAGGGUGCUCAUCUCCACUGACCUGACCUCCAGAGGCAUAGAUGCAGAGAAGGUCAACUUGGUGAUAAACCUGGACGUACCGCAGGACUGGGAAACCUACAUGCACAGAAUUGGGCGGGCGGGACGCUUCGGCACUCAGGGGCUGGCUGUGACCUACUGUUGCCAUGGUGAGGAGGAGAACAAGAUGAUGGCCAUUGCUCAAAAGUGCGGCCUGAAUUUGUCCGCAUUGCCAUCCACCAUAGAGCCUGGGCUGAUGGACGAGCCAUGUGACUGGGAUGUGUGCACUGAGGCUUCAGCUCCAGGCUCCUUAUCCCAGCUCGUCUCCAGGACGGAGAAGAAGCGGCGCUCCAAGGCCGACGUGCCUGCAGCUGCCUCCAUCACAGACCAAGCUGUCGAGCACAGUGGACCGACAAAGCGGGAGAAGACCCCUCCGACACCUGGGAGAGAAGCACAGAGCGAAGGGAAUGCUAGAAAAGCAUCUCCUGCUAGUCCUGCUCAGUCGGUGCAGACUCGAAAACAGCUGCAAGACGCUCUACCGAAGAUCCCUCCUCUCAGCUCGUUCAAGAGUUGCGGGUCCAGGUUUAUGACUUUUGAGGAAGCUGAGCGGGACUUCCACAGCUUCAUUACCACAGGUUUGGGGAGAUCAGUGGAGGUCAUCAGGGAGUUCAGAGGUCAAGACGACGACGCCGAAGAUGAUGACGAUGAUGAUGAUGAUGAUGAUGAAGGAAAGGAGUGGAGCACUGAAAUUUAUUGGAGAGCCUGCUACAAAGCCUGGAAGGAUUACUACGCCUCCUUGUCUCCUUUUCAAGAGCAAGGUUACCAAAGCUACUACAGCGUGGCUCACAACUGGAUGGCGGCUUAUCGUAUGAAUGCUGUCUACAUGGAGGAACUCAUGAAAUACUGACUUGUCUAUACCAAUAUCGGGAUUUCUAAUUCUGCUGUUUCCUUGUGGGGUAAUGUGUGCGCACAGUGACGUCUAACAUUUCCCUUUAUUAAAAAAAAAAAAAAUUGGGAGUGCAGGACUUGUACACGUUUUUGCACUUCUGGUCGAACACACUGCUUAAAUUUUGAGUGCGUAUUUUUCCCCAAAUCCGUGCCAUGUACUGUGUGUCACAAUUACUUUUCUAAUAAAUGACCAGCAUGUAUUCCAAA
Molecule: messenger RNA, 2170 nt
Organism: Xiphias gladius (swordfish)
Lineage: Eukaryota; Metazoa; Chordata; Actinopteri; Istiophoriformes; Xiphiidae
Gene: ddx20
Product: DEAD (Asp-Glu-Ala-Asp) box polypeptide 20
Exons: 12
Coding region: 45-1922 (625 amino acids)
Biological process (GO): spliceosomal snRNP assembly
Cellular component (GO): SMN complex
Molecular function (GO): RNA helicase activity; RNA binding; ATP binding
Source: RefSeq, a predicted model, not a curated record